Ooceraea biroi (clonal raider ant) is the source of this 1232-nucleotide messenger RNA. RefSeq names its product atrial natriuretic peptide receptor 1. NCBI's taxonomy places the organism in Eukaryota, Metazoa, Arthropoda, Insecta, Hymenoptera, Formicidae. The record is from RefSeq and is a predicted model, not a curated record. Gene Ontology annotation, molecular function: signaling receptor activity; peptide hormone binding. Gene Ontology annotation, biological process: signal transduction.
AUGCUGAAUCAGGAGGAAGCCAAGCAGUGAAAUAGCUGUUAGUCGAGUUGGACAAAUUGCGAGGAUUUGCCAGCGCAAUUUACGUGUAGUAAAAACCACGACGCGGUUGCUGCACUGUGGCAGAUGAGUUCAUGAGUCAGGAUUUGUCCGUAGUGCCGAGUAUUUUUGCGAUGAGGAAGAUAUUUAUCUAGUGAUUGUGACAGUGAUUGUUAUACGUGACGUUAGGACGAUGAUGAUGUUUCCAUCCGAAUCAGCCAAUCAAAGAAGCUCCAUUUGAUUCGUGUCCUCUCCCUCGCUCGUAUCCAUGGGUUUCCGCAAAAUCGUCACGCUGACAAUUUUAUGGCUGAUGCAUCGGACAGAGGGCAAAGUAACUUGCCGUGAGAUGCAGUUGCCUCAUCAUUGUAACGCGUUAUGCAACACGAACCAUAACGGUAUUAUUUCUUGCGAGCUAAGAGUUGCGGUUCUUUUGCCCGAAGAUCCAAGAUUCGAUAUUUCUCUGCCCAAGGUCCUCCCAGUUCUUGAUUUAGCAGUGUACGAAGCUAGAUCGCGGAACUUGCUGCCCUAUUGGUUGAAAUUAAAAUUUCUGCCGCAAGAUGAUCAGUGCGAUGCAAUGUACGCGCAAAUCGGCGCGAUUGACAGUUACUCCCGUUGUGUGCAUCUGUUUCUCGGACCGGCGUGCGAUUACUGCGUCGCGGUGGUUGGCAGAAUCGUGAAAUUUUUCGGCGCACCAUUGAUCACUACAGGAGGUUUUACUUUCGACUUCACAGAGCAAAAAGUUGAAUGCAAAGAUGAAUAUUUUAUGACCACAAGAAUCGGAACUUUAGCCUUCAGGGAUAUCGCCAAUUUUUUGGUUACCAUAAUGGAUCGAUACGAAUGGCGUAAAGUGCAUCUCCUUUAUGCGACGAACGGACAAAGCCAAAUCGCUGGCAGGCAUAUGUGUCAGCUUAUGAUGAAGUCAAUGGUAGAAUUAAUCAAAAAGGAACAAAACAUCACUUAUGGUACUUUCGAUGUCGAGGCUACGACUCCCAGUGAAUAUCCGGAGGCCUUGAGAGAUCACAUCGGCAAUUCAUACAGCGGUAAGUAAUAUUUUUUUGUUGACUAUUAUGUCUCACUCAAAUCAAAAGCCGGACAUGAUCAAAACGUAUAAUAGAAAGAUGAUUUAUUAAGAAACGUGCAAAUUAGGAUCGCUCUGCGAAAAACGUGUAAUUUAAGCCAGAAUCGAUGUAAAACUC